GGCCUCCUCCGCGGCCCGCAGGGUGGGGGGCGCCCGCGGCCCAGCGGGAUAAAAGGGCCCCAGGCGCCCCAGGAGGCCCGUUAGCGCUGCUUCGCCGCAGCGCCCGCCCAGUCCAGUCCCGGACCAUCUGCGCUCCAGCUGGUGCCUUGGCCUCAGCUGUCCGUGAAGUCACCAUGAUGCAGUCCCCACCAACUACCCUCUCCCUGCUCCUGCUGUGCCAGCUCCUGGGCCAGGCCCCUCUCAGCAGGUCGCAGUCGCCGGGUACCACGAAGCUGCGGCUGGUGGGCCCAGGAAGCAGGCCGGAGGAGGGCCGCCUGGAGGUGCAGUACCAGGGCCAGUGGGGCACUGUGUGUGAUGACGACUUCGCUCUCCAGGAGGCCACAGUAGCCUGCCGCCAGCUGGGCUUUGAGGGUGCCCUGACCUGGGCCCACAGUGCCAAGUAUGGCCCCGGGGAGGGACCCAUCUGGCUGGACAAUGUGCGCUGUGUGGGCACAGAAAGCUCCCUGGGCCAGUGCGGGUCUAAUGGCUGGGGUGUCAGUGACUGCAGCCACUCAGAGGACGUCGGGGUGGUGUGCCAACCCCAGCGCCAGCGCGGCUACCUUUCUGAGAGAGUCUCCAAUGCCCUAGGGCCCCAGGGCCGGCGGCUGGAGGAGGUGCGGCUCAAGCCCAUCCUUGCCAGUGCCAAGCGGCAGAGCCCGGUGACCGAGGGAGCCGUGGAGGUGAAGUACGAGGGCCACUGGCGGCAGGUGUGUGACCAGGGCUGGACCAGGAACAACAGCAAGGUGGUGUGCGGGAUGCUGGGCUUCCCCAGUGAGGUGCCUGUCAACAGUCACUACUACAGGAAAGUCUGGGAUUCGAAGAUGAGGGAUCCCAGGUUUAGGCUGAAGAGCUUGGCCCAGAAGAAUUCCUUCUGGAUCCACCGGGUCAACUGCCUGGGGACGGAGCCCCACAUAGCCAGCUGCCAGGUGCAGGUGGCGCCAGCUCGGGGCAAGCCGCGGCCGGCCUGCCUGGGUGGCAUGCACGCUGUGGUCAGCUGUGUGGCAGGGCCCCGCUUCCGCCCUCUGAAGGCCAAGCCUGGACGCAAGGAGUCCCGGGCAGAGGAGCCAAGGGUGCGCCUCCGCUCCGGGGCCCAGGUGGGCGAGGGCCGGGUGGAAGUGCUCAAGAACCGCCAGUGGGGUACAGUCUGUGACCACGGGUGGAACCUCAUCUCCGCCAGCGUCCUGUGCCGCCAGCUUGGCUUCGGCUCUGCUCGGGAGGUCCUCUUUGGGGCCCAGAUGGGCCAAGGGCUGGGGCUCAUCCACAUGAGUGAGGUGCGCUGCAAGGGGUCUGAGCGGGCCCUCAGUGAAUGCCCCGCCCUGGACGGGUCCCCUAAUGGUUGUCAACAUGAGAAUGAUGCUGCUGUCAGGUGCAAUGUCCCAAACAUGGGCUUCCAGAACCAGGUGCGCUUGGCUGGCGGGCGCAACCCCGAGGAGGGUGUGGUGGAGGUGCAGGUGGAGGUGAAUGGGGUCCGACGCUGGGGGACCGUGUGCAGUGACCACUGGGGGCUCACCGAAGCCAUGGUGACCUGCCGACAGCUCGGCCUGGGUUUUGCCAGCCAUGCUAUCAAGGACACCUGGUACUGGCAGGGGACAGCGGGGGCCGAAGAAGUGGUGAUGAGCGGGGUGCGCUGCUCAGGCACAGAGCUGGCCCUGCAGCAGUGUCAAAGGCACGGACCAGUGCACUGCCCCCACAGCACGGGGCGCGGCUCAGCGGGAGUCUCCUGCACAGACAGUGCUCCAGACCUUGUGAUGAACGCCCAGCUAGUGCAGGAGACGGCCUACUUGGAGGACCGCCCACUCAGCCAGCUCUACUGCGCCCAUGAAGAGAACUGCCUCUCCAAGUCUGCUGACCACAUGGACUGGCCCUACGGACACCGGCGCCUGUUGCGCUUCUCCUCACAGAUCUUCAACCUGGGCCGGGCUGACUUCCGUCCCAAGACAGGCCGCCACAGCUGGAUUUGGCACCAGUGCCACAUGCAUUACCACAGCAUUGAGGUCUUCACCCACUAUGACCUACUCACUCUCAAUGGCUCCAAGGUGGCUGAGGGGCACAAGGCCAGCUUCUGUCUGGAGGACACAAAUUGCCCUGCAGGACUGCAGCGGCGCUACGCAUGUGCCAACUUUGGAGAACAGGGAGUGACCGUUGGCUGCUGGGACACCUACCGGCAUGACAUUGACUGCCAGUGGGUGGAUAUCACAGACGUGGGGCCCGGGGACUACAUUUUUCAGGUGGUUGUGAACCCCAAGUACGAGGUGGCAGAGUCUGAUUUCUCCAACAACAUGAUGCAAUGCCGUUGCAAAUAUAAUGGGCACCAGGUCUGGCUGCACAACUGCCACACAGGAGAUUCAUACCGAGCCAAUGCAGAGCUCUCCCUGGAGCAGGAGCAGCGUCUGAGGAACAACCUCAUCUGAAGCCAUCACUGCACAUUGCCAGCUGCUGCCCACACACCAGAUACCUCAGCUUAUUGGAGCCGUGCCCUUCACAGAACCCUGACUCAGAGGGAAAUGGGCCAGUGCCAAGGGGCGCCAAGAAUUGCUCAGGAAGCCUUUUGAUGGCAAGAUCACCAAACCAGGAUGGUACUGCUCCCUUGGGAUGGCUCUAGGCCUGUCCCCUAAGGGCCUUUGGUCUAUGGACUAUGACUCUCCAGGCUUUGUGCAGCUAAGCUCUUCUUGCAUAAGGAGACCCAAUCUUUCUUGGAUUUUGGCCCUGAGUUCCUGGGUCAGGAGCAAUCAGUUCCUUGGGGAUGGACUAUGGUCCAGCCCCCCACCUUAAAUAGUGCUUUGCACAUGUCUUGGAGGAGAAGAAACAGGGGCAAUACACAGGAGGUGGGGUUAGCUCUCUGCAAGCAGAUCAAAGCAACACAAUUUGUGUCAAUGUCACAACUGGCAGAGAAGUUUAUGAAUUCAUUGCCUUGCUUGAUCUGUCCUCAUUUAGAACUCACCUGCCUGCUCUGUUCCUUAGGGCCCUUACCUUUAUCCUACUGUACAUAUGGGUGUUUCUAAUAUCCCUGGAAGCGUAGGCCUCAGGCAUCCCCUUAUCUCCUGAUGGGCCACCACCACCAGUUGCUGAGUGCUUGAGAAGGGGCAAGAUUUGCAGAAGUGACCAGACAGGGCCUUCCUGCAGAGCAAUAAAAGAAAAAAAGCAGAAAGUCUGCCAAGGAAAAACUAUGUGCCAUAUACCUGGGCAGGCAACAAAAUGUCCCCCUCAAGAUCACUGUGCAUCUCAGGAAUGGCCUAAAUUUCAGGUCUCAACCAAGUUUCUGAAGUGAACUUUGCAUUGGAUAUGUUUUUGCAAUGGAAAGAGCAUCAGUCAAAUAAGCCACUCAUCUCUGUAGGAAUAAGAAGACAGGUCUGGUAGAGUGGGGGAGAGGAGACUAUGAGGGAACAUUUUAGUUAACCCUAUACCUAGAUUAAGACUAAAUCUAGGAAAGGCCACCAUCCCUUCUUGAUGUAGCUACAAUAUGCUCUUGCUCAGGUAGUAUAAAAUCCCAGGGUCUUCUUGGACAUGAUUCUUAAUCUUUCCUCCACUUAGAUACACUUAAAAGAUGAUCCUUACAGGUCUGACAGCCCAGUGCCAAUAAAGGUUUUUCACUAUUGACUGUUACAAAGACAA
Myotis daubentonii (Daubenton's bat) is the source of this 3651-nucleotide messenger RNA. It is a transcript of the gene LOXL4, whose product is annotated as lysyl oxidase like 4. Gene Ontology annotation, biological process: collagen fibril organization; peptidyl-lysine oxidation. Gene Ontology annotation, molecular function: copper ion binding; protein-lysine 6-oxidase activity. Gene Ontology annotation, cellular component: membrane. The record is from RefSeq and is a predicted model, not a curated record. NCBI's taxonomy places the organism in Eukaryota, Metazoa, Chordata, Mammalia, Chiroptera, Vespertilionidae.